AUGGCAGAAGAAAAUUGCGAUGAACAGCAGUAUUUGAAUCAAAUCCGCCAAAUUAUGAGUAAUGGAAAACCUCGCACUGAUCGGACCGGGACAGGGACUCUCUCUAUUUUUGGAAUGCAGUCGCGUUAUAGUCUUCGAAAUGGUGUUGUCCCGCUACUCACUACGAAAAGAGUGUAUUGGAAGGGGAUCGUUGAAGAGUUGUUAUGGUUCAUAAAGGCUGAUACAGAUAGCAAUCAUCUUUCAGCGAAAAAUGUCAAGAUUUGGGAUGCAAAUGGCUCUCGAGAGUUCCUUGACUCGCUUGGGUUCACAGAUAGAGCGCAAGGUGACCUCGGCCCUGUAUACGGUUUUCAGUGGCGUCAUUUUGGAGCCGAAUACAAAGGCGCAAACGCAAACUAUGAAGGUCAAGGUGUCGAUCAACUAGCUGAUGUCAUCCACCAAAUCCGCACAAAUCCAGAUAGCCGCCGGAUUAUUCUUAGUGCAUGGAACCCCAGUGAUUUGAAACUAAUGGCUCUUCCACCAUGUCAUACUCUGUGCCAGUUUUUCGUCCAGGAUGGUGAACUGAGUUGCCAGCUUUAUCAACGAAGCGGCGAUAUGGGACUGGGUGUGCCUUUCAACAUUGCUAGUUACGGCCUGUUCACCCAUAUGAUUGCUCAUGUUUGUGGCCUAAAGGCUGGAGAUCUUGUCCAUACUCUUGGUGAUGCUCAUAUUUAUGUCAAUCACGUGGAUGCGCUCAAAAUACAGUUGGAUCGCACUCCUACUGCUUUUCCUACUAUAGAGUUUGGCGAAGGAAUUCAUACGAUUGACGACUUCACUGCUGAAAAGAUCAUAUUGAAAAACUACAGUCCACAACCCACUAUCAAGAUGGAAAUGGCUGUCUGA
Messenger RNA from Necator americanus (New World hookworm), 879 nucleotides. RefSeq lists its product as uncharacterized. Bases 1 to 879 code for a protein of 292 amino acids. The transcript has 8 exons. The record is from RefSeq and is a predicted model, not a curated record. Gene Ontology annotation, cellular component: mitochondrion; cytosol. Gene Ontology annotation, molecular function: thymidylate synthase activity. Lineage: Eukaryota; Metazoa; Nematoda; Chromadorea; Rhabditida; Ancylostomatidae. Gene Ontology annotation, biological process: dTMP biosynthetic process.